CCUCCUCCUCCAUCUCCUCCUCUCCCUCGCUCUUCUCGCCUCGUCCCUCCGCCCCCGCCCCCUCGUGCUCGUUAUCACCAACGAAGACUUCGCCGAAUCCUCUUCUAACCCCUCCUCAUCCGCCAUCACCGACGACUCCGACCGAUCCGAUGACUCCGCGGAGUGGGACGAGUUUGGCGACCCGGAGUCCUCCGCUGCCGCCACAGGAGACUACGACCCUGGCUCCUGGCUCCCCUUCAUCGAGUCCGCCUCGUCUCCCCCCUCCCUCGCCAACUCCUCCUCCGACCCCCUUGAGGCCCUCUACUCCUCCGGCGUUCGCCACAUGAUUACCGCCGCCUCCUCCUCCGACCCCGCCGACAUGGAGGACGCUGCCGCCGAGAUCGAAGCCGCGGCCUCCGCCGGCUUCCCCCACGCCCAGUCUGCCCUCGGCUUCCUCUACGGCACCGGCCUCAUGCGCCCCCAGAGCCGCCCCAAGGCCUUCCUCUACCACCACUUCGCUGCCGAGGGCGGCAACAUGCAGUCCAAGAUGGUCCUCGCCUACACAUAUUUCCGCCAGGACAUGUAUGAGAAGGCAGUGAAGCUGUAUGCGGAACUGGCAGAAGCAGCGGUUGCGAGCUUCCUGAUAUCGAAGGAGCCACCAGUGAUUGAGCCUAUCCGGAUCCACAGCGGUACCGAGGAGAACAAGGAUGCGCUGAGGAAGUCACGAGGAGAGGCAGAUGAGGAUUUCCAGAUCAAUGAGUACCAGGCAUUAAAGGGUAAUUCCGCUGCCAUGUACCGGAUUGGGUUGCUUUAUUACUAUGGUUUGAGGGGAGUGAGGAGGGACCAUGCCAAAGCACUGCAUUGGUUCUCAAAGGCUGUGGAGAAGGGGGAUCCGAGGGCAAUGGAGUUGCUAGGAGAGAUGUAUGCCCGAGGGGCUGGAGUGGAGAGAAAUUACACUAAGGCAUUCGAAUGGCUCACUCUUGCAUCCAAGCAUAAAUAUUACUCCGCAUAUAAUGGGUUGGGAUACCUCUACGUUAAAGGCUAUGGAGUAGAGAAAAAGAACUACACUAAGGCAAGAGAGUAUUUUGAGAAAGCUGCUGAAAAUAAAGAGCCUGGUGGACAUUAUAACCUAGGUGUGUUGUAUCUCAAGGGUAUUGGUGUGAAAAGGGAUGUAGCGGCAGCCUGCAAGCUAUUUCUUACUGCAGCUAAUGCUGGCCAGCCAAAGGCUCUCUACCAAGUUGCCAGGUUGUUCCAAAAAGGCAUAGGCCUCAAGAAGAAUCUUCAAAUGGCUACAUAUUUAUACAAAACAGUGGCAGAGAGGGGACCUUGGAGCUCCUUGUCAAGAUGGGCUCUGGAGUCCUAUCUGAAAGGAGAUGUUGGAAAGUCACUUCUGCUAUAUUCCAGAAUGGCAGAGCUGGGAUAUGAGGUGGCGCAAAGCAAUGCUGCCUGGAUCCUUGAUAAAUAUGGGGAACAAAGUAUUUGCAUUGGUGAAUCUGGCUUUUGCACAGACACAGAAAGGCAUCUACGGGCACACACUUUGUGGUGGCAAGCAUCAGAGCAGGGUAACGAACAUGCUGCUUUGUUGAUUGGUGAUGCUUACUACUAUGGCAGGGGAACUGACAGAGACUAUGAACGUGCUGCAGAGGCAUACAUGCAUGCUCACUCACAAGCCAAUGCUCAAGCCAUGUUCAAUCUAGGAUACAUGCAUGAGCAUGGUCAAGGACUUCCACUUGAUCUUCAUUUGGCUAAAAGAUACUAUGAUCAGGCCCUUGAGACCGAUCCUGCAGCAAAAUUACCGGUUAAACUGGCACUUACGAGCUUGUGGAUAAGGAAGAACUAUGCUGACAGCUUCCUGGUUAAAACAAUCGAUUCACUCCCACAAGUAUAUCCAAGAUUAGAGGCAUGGGUAGAUGAAGUACUGAUGGACGAAGGGAAUGUGACAAUAUUAACUCUUUUCGCAUGCCUCUUGGCGGUACUUUAUCUCAGAGAACGGCAGAGACGGCAAGUGGUGGUCCCUCGUCAACCUGACGACGAUGUACCCAACUAGGUAAAGGAGAAGAAGCUUCUCGAUUUAUUUUCUGUUGUGCAGAAGUUGAACUUCGAUAAUGAGUCACCACUAGAGUUUGAUUCUAGAGAGACUAAAGCUCAGAAUUAUAAUUACAGAUCACCAGAUUUCUACUCUUCGCUCAACAUUUACCAUUUCUUGAAGACUGUAAAUAUCCUCCUUGACAGCAGCAUCUCUUUUAUCGAUAAGUUUGUGCUCGUUUGUGUACCAAGCCCCAUUAGGAUUAUCCAAAACCAUCUAAUAUCGUAAGUUUGUAACAACCUUAGAUUGUCGUUCUUUGCUACUGUAACUUACGAUGUGUUGCCACAGAAUGCAAUAAUCUGCCUGUCAAA
Molecule: messenger RNA, 2376 nt
Organism: Musa acuminata subsp. malaccensis (wild Malaysian banana)
Lineage: Eukaryota; Viridiplantae; Streptophyta; Magnoliopsida; Zingiberales; Musaceae
Product: ERAD-associated E3 ubiquitin-protein ligase component HRD3
Molecular function (GO): protein binding
Source: RefSeq, a predicted model, not a curated record